This is a messenger RNA of Oncorhynchus keta (chum salmon), 3991 nucleotides long. RefSeq lists its product as uncharacterized. Gene Ontology annotation, molecular function: translation repressor activity; protein binding; ubiquitin protein ligase activity. Bases 379 to 3069 code for a protein of 896 amino acids. The record is from RefSeq and is a predicted model, not a curated record. The transcript has 2 exons. Lineage: Eukaryota; Metazoa; Chordata; Actinopteri; Salmoniformes; Salmonidae. Gene Ontology annotation, biological process: proteasome-mediated ubiquitin-dependent protein catabolic process; protein polyubiquitination; negative regulation of translation.
CUCCAAACCACUACCCUCUCCUCAUCAAGCCAAAUCCACUGAAGGGAAAAAAACUAUUUAAAAAAAGAAGAAGAAAAAAAAACAGCUGUCAGGGCAGAUGAAUUCCUUCACUUUGUGCGUGGACUUGGAAACCGGAGGAGUUUUUUGCUGUCUCCUAGCAACACCAAACAAGAAAACAAAAGAGAGAAGUUGAGAGAGAGAGAACAUUAGAGUUGAGUGGUCGUAAAGGACACCAGUGUGUGUGGGGGUGGAACAGGUGUUGGAUACCUGGGCACAGGGUAAAGGAGUGAUUUCAUUUCAAGGCUGAGAUCUGGUUGCAGGAAGGCCUGCUCAUACCGUGACUCUGACACCCUAGCCUCCACCCCUUGGUCUGCCGUAAUGUUCCCCAUCCAUCCCCACAGCCCCAGUCCCUUGGGUCAGUCCGACACAGAGACCCCAGAGGAAGACCACCUAGCCCCCCUCUCCCCCUCCCUCCCGCCCUGCUGGGCCACCCAAGCCCUGCGUGACCUGGCCCGGGGGGAGACAGAGCAUCGACGGCUGCUGGAGCGCCAGGUGGCUGAGACAGAGGGAGUGAGCAGGGGGCUGGAGCGUGCCAUACUUGGGGCGAGACAGGAGGAGCGGCGUCUGCUGGAGAGAGUGGAGCAGGACCACCGGGACACCCAGCGGAGGCUGGAGCAGCUGCAGAGGGAAAAUGCUGCGGCCGCCCGAGUUAGUCAGGCCCUGCUGGACCAGAGGCUCCGUAAGGUCGCCCAGCUGCGGGAGCUGAUCCAGAGGAGUGGUCAGUGCCAGACAGGGCCCGAUCAGAACCUCCUGAUCAGAGGGGUCGCCGACCUCCUCCAGCCCUGGGAGAUCUCCCUCUCCCUGAAGAAGGUGAGCUUCAGACCCAGCUCCCAGCCCAAUGUCGUCACCUUCGGGGAGAUCAGAUUCCAGGAGCACAACCUCUGUCUUAAUGUAGGGGGUUGUGGGCCAGAGGGACAGUUUUGUGCCCUCCACUCUGGGGAGCACUGUGGGAAUGCCCAGCUUGGGGGUGCAGGGGAAGUGAGAAGUACCCCCGAUGGAGGGACUGGGCCGGGGCAAGAUGUGACCUCCCCGACAGGCAGUGGGAGCCUGAGGGUUGUCAGGAAGAUCCGCCUCUCUGCCAGGAGUGACGAGGAGUCGGGAGAAGAGAAGAAGUCAUCCCCAAAAAGGAGACGCUGGCCUCCUAAGAGGGAGCCCUCUGACAGGGAGUCAUCCCAGGAUGAGGAGACAGAGUCCCCUAUGUCUCAACCACAAGAAGAGGACCUCUUCCUGGCCACCUCCGCGUCGCUUAGCAACGGAGACUCUGAAGAGGACUUGAGGCACAGGACGAACAAUUUCGGCGGCCGGCUGGGUUACGGGGUCAUGAGCAAGAGGAAGCAGCGCACCCUGGUCAUGGUCUCUGGCCGUGAGCCCUGCUCCCCACCAGAGGGGGGCAGACUGGAGCAAAGCAGCCUCAGUCCCUGCUGGAGCCUGGACAGUCAGGAUGGAGGAGACAGCAGAGGCAGAGUGAGACCGUGUGAGUUCCCCAGGGAACUGCCGUCUCCUAGCUACAGAACAAUGGGCUCUCCCUCUCCUAAGGUCAGUCCUAGGGAGCCACUGACCAGCUAUAGCUCCAUGGACCUCACCUCCAGAGAGUGCCCUCACUUGUGCCUCAGCGUGUCCUCUGAUGACCACCAAAUGGGCCCCACAGGGGACUCUGGCCAUCCUCUUUCCCCAGCUGACAGCCUGGAUUCCUGCUACACCUUCAUCGUCAGCUCCCCCCGGGACCACAGCCUUAGAGGCUCCCUGAACCAUGACUCCCGCCUGUCCAAGUCAGCGGCAGACUUGUCACGCAAGACCCCCCCACUGAUCAACUGUGGGAGGGGGGAGCAUGUGGGGGCCUGGAGGGUGAACAGGAGCAGCCUGACCUCCACCACCACCUCCAUCCCCCCGACACUGAGCCGAGGACACACCAUCUCUGAGGGUCUACAGAGUCCCACCGGGCGCAGAGACUCUGGGGUGUGGGGCCCAGUAGCCAAGAGGCAGAGUGGGAUUAUAGGGAGUACCAGCCGGGUGAGCAGGUGUCUCUCCAUGUCGGUCAUAGACUCUGCCUCUCAGGAGCAGCAGGGGAGAGGCUGGGGGGAUAGAGGGGAGAGAGGAAAGCCUGCUCUGACGGAGAUGGAAGAGGAAGGAGACCAUCUCCAGCCCCAGCUUGGGUGUCUGAUCCGUCAGUUUGGUAAACAAGGCUCCGGCCGUGCCGACCUCACCCUGCCCAGCGGGGUCCACGCCACACCCCAGGGGCAGCUCUUCGUGGUGGACUGUGGGAACGCCCGCAUCCAGGUGACUGACCCGCGAGGGAACGUCCUCCAGCAGGUGACCUCCACGACCUCCGAGGGCUCCGUUCGACGCUGCCGGAACUACUUCGACAUCGCCGUCAACGCCAAGGGCCUGAUCGCUCUGAGCUGUGCAGCGGAGCGCGCCCUCCUGGUGUUCAACCGCCACGGCCGUCUGCUCCAGACCUUCGGCGGGUUGGGGAUGGGCGCCGCCAAGGACGAGCUGGAGGCCCCCCGGGGCGUGACGGUGACCCGGCUGGAUGAGUUCCUCGUGGCGGACAUCCGGAAAGGCACCCUGACCACCCUCAAGCUGGACCCCAAGACGGGCUCUCGGCUGGAGCGCACAGUGGUGACUGGUUUCCACAGGCCCUACCUGGUGGCUGCCUGCCUGAGCUCUGGCCUGGUGGCCGUGUCAGAGAGGGGUAGCGAGACGGGCCGGGAGCCCUGCGUCAAGGUGCUGGAGCCGAGCUGGAACACGGUGAGGGUCCUGGGGGUGUGUGCCGGCAUGGGUCCCGUCCUGACCAGCCCCUGGGGGAUCUGCAUAGACAGGGAUGGAGACGUGGUGGUGGUGGACUGGGGCAGGCAACACAGGGUGGUGAUGUACCCAGCCCAGGGGGUAGGCAGGCCUAUAAUCACCCAGGGGCUGAGCAGCCCACGAGGUCUGACCCUGCUUCCUGAGGGGCAUCUAGUGGUGUCAGACAGCAUGCACCACUGUAUCAAGAUCUACCAGUACAAGUGAUGUCACCAGAACACUGUGCAGCAAUAACACUCCCACAGAAUUAUGAGAAGGGGACUUCGUGUUUCUUUGUUAUAUGCUGAGACUUGUAUUUUCACCUAACCAAACGUGAACUGUUUUUGAAGUAACAAAGUGUAGAGUAUUAUUUCCUGUAAUUUCAGCUAGCCUGUUCUCUGUCUACAAAGUUCUCCGUCUGUAGCCCUUAGGGAUAACCUACAUGAUUGAAUCAUGACCUGUAGAUGUCAGCAUUGAAACAUUAAAAUCCAAUUUAUAAAGUCUUUCCUUAGAAUCAAACAGUUUUUGGAAUAUCAAAAGUCUACAGUAGUUCCCUGUAAUGAGAGUAAACACAAACAUUCUGUACACUGAUGUCAUCAUCGUCACUGUCAUGUGAUCACUCAUAAGUGCUUACCAUUCGUUACAUUCACAUGUUGUAAAGUUGAGACGCCUCUUGUACUAUUUCCCUGUUCAAUGUGAUUUUGCUGUUUGCUGUGUAAAAUAUAAAUGUUCAUGAGUUUUCUGGAAUCUGAGGAACAGUUCUAUAAAUGUUCCACACUGUCGUGUCAUUGUUUUCUGACGGCGUGACAAUCCUGUAGGCUGGAGACUGUAUACCUCCCUUCCCACUCAGCUUCAAUCACAGCUCGUCUUUCUCUCACAGCAAAACAAAACCAAACAGCACAUGCAUAUUCUAGGAUGGAUUUACUGUGACAAAUAACUCCCAACAAUGACUGUGCUCCAACUCCUCUCCUCACUCGUGUGUGUGUGUGUGUGUGUGUGUGUGUGUGUGUGUGUGUGUUUCUGAAUGUCUACGAUAUGAAAGAUGUCUCACAGAGGAAGCCGCUGCAUCGUGUUACUAAGGAUUAAUAACCUCCAAAGUGUGAAAAUGCUAAUGUGUUCAUCCAGAAUAAACAUCAGAGGCAUCAUGACA